CAUGGACGCGUCGUCGAGUUGCGAAUUGCCGCCAUGAGAUCACAUACUCCGUCUGGCGAUCCUCCUAGCGGGCGCAGCCCACUGCCUGGUCGGUUUCGUGCCAGCAGUGGUUCUGCUCUGCCCCGGCCCAACACGUUCCUCCGCGAAUCCAGGGCCUUCCGCGCUACCCAGCCCAGUUAUAACAUCUUUACCGGUACCGAAAGCCCCUCUCGGCGACCAUCGUCCCGCCAAAGCCAGGCCCAUGCGGCUGCUGCCGAAGCGCUGCGUGCGGCGUCUAGAGAGAGUUCCAAGGAAAAUCUCGCCCCGGCCGACGCGCAAGAGUACGAAUCGCAGCGCCAUGUCAUCGAAGAGCUCAAGGCCGAGAUCAGUGCCCUGCGCUACACCAUCAGCACGUUCGAUUCGGAGAAACAGAUGGCCGACGCCCGGCACAAUGCCGACAUGGAAGAUCAGCGCCGCCGCGCCCAGGCCGAUUUCGCCGCAAAACAAGCCGCCGAGUCGGAAAAGUCGCAGGCGCUGCGCCAGCUAGAGGCUGCCAAGCAGGAGCUCGACGAGAUGAGGGAGACGUCCAGCCAAGAGAAGCUGAGCUGGGAAAGGAAGAUCCGUGACGCUGAAGACGAGGCUCGCCUCUUACAAGAGCAGCUGGAGGAUCUGGCGACGGCCAAGGACGAGGCCGCCCGCAUCCACGACAAGAAAAUCACAGAUGUCGAAAUGCAGCUGCAGGCGGCGGAGAAAGCGACGCGCGAGAUGGAUCAGGAAGGGCAAGCACGGGAGGCGGCUCUGCAGCAGGUCCAGGCACAGCUGGCGGAAAAGGAUAACCAGAUGGGGGAUUUGGAGGCCGAAGUGUUGCGUCUCAAGGCCCAGACGGGCGACGCCGAGACCAUGGCGAUCAUCAAGAAGGAACUCUCCGAGCAGGUCACGCAUAUCAGGACGCUGGAAUCUACGAAUCGAGAACAGCUUGCCGAGUUGAAGCACCUUCGGCAAGUCACGAGGGCUGUGGAGGUGGUGGAAGAGGAAAAGCGCUCUCUACAGCGCAAGCUGGAUGCCUUCCGAGCCGUCGAGGACGAGCUCGCCGAGACGCGUAUGCAGCGCCAACGCCUCGAGGAUGAGAGGUUAGCGUGGACGGCCUACCUGAAAACCACGAGCGAAUCGGGCGAUCAUCUCGAAUUCGAGUCGCCCGAGGCCGUGGCGCGCGCCCUGGUUCGAGAGCGGCUCACGUCGGCUUCGUACAUGGACAAGAUGGGAGAACUGCAAGCAGAGCUGGCGGCGCAGGAGAGCACGAUCCACUCCCUGGAGACGGAGGUGUCGAGGCUCAAGUCCGAGGUCGAAAAGGCCAAGGUCAGCGCCAACGCCUCCAGCGCGGACAAGACGCGCAUGCGACUGGAGCGGCAGCGGGCCCUGGCUGCCAAGGAAGUCGAGUACCUGAGGGCGCAGCUUAAGAUGUUCGACGCCGAAGACGUGACUUUCCAGCCCGAGCAGUUUGACGAGCAAAGAGCGAAGCGAAUCCAAGAGCUCGAAGACGUCGUCGACCAGUACAAGGCCGAGGUACAAAAUCUACACGCGGAGCUAUCCUCCCGGGAAUCGUUGUCCCAAUCGACGCCGACGCCGACGCCGACGCCGAGCGUGGGGAACAAACGACCGCGACUGAAUGACGACCACGGCGCCGCCGAGCCGACAAACUCGGCGCUCGCGGAGCAGCAGCUGGCCGAGCUGACGAGGAAGAAGCGCAAGCUGCAGGACGAGUUCUCGGCGCUGCAAUCGCAACACGCGCUGACGGUGAAGGAGCUGUCGGUGGCGCGGGAGCAGGUGCAGGCGCUCCAGUCGUCGUCCAAGACGCGGGUCCUGGCGCUGCGGUCCAACCCGACGUCGGACUACGAGAGGGUCAAGGUGGCGACGCUCAAGGCGCUGCAGGCGGAGAACGCGGAGCUGCUGGCGCACAUGAUGCGGGACCACCCGGGGCGGGGGGCGCAGUCGUCGCCGUCGCGGUCGUUCCCGACGGUGCCGGCGUCGCAGCUGGCGGCGGCGCGGCGGGAGGUGGACGAGGCCAAGGCGGAGACGGCGAGCGCGCAGAAGCUGGCGCGGCGGCUGCGCGAGGUGUGGGGGGCCAAGUCGGCCGAGUUCAAGGAGGCGGUGUUCUCGACCAUGGGGUGGGUGGUGACGUUUAUGCCCAACGGCAAGAUGCGCGUCGAGUCGCAGUACUACCCUUCCCGGACGGACGAGCACGAGAACAGCAUCGUGUUCGACGGGGAGCGCGGGACGAUGAAGGUGGGCGGUGGGCCCAGGAGCGCCUUUGCGGCCAAGAUCUCCAACCAUAUCAAGUAUUGGGUCCACGACAAGGGGUGUAUCCCUGGUUUCCUGGCGGCGUUGACUAUUGAGUUUUACGAGGAGAAGAUGGCGGGCGAGUGAGUGAGGAAUGAAGGAGAUGUGACGAUGUAUGAUGGACUGUGGCCUUUUCUGUUUUCUUUCUUUCUUUUUUUGUCCUUUCCGUUUCUCUUCUCCUUAAUUACCUGAUGUGCAUACGCAUCUAUACCCAUGAUAUGGCAGGGUAGGACAGGUCACCUAGAGGUUGGGCGUUAAAAGGGAGGCAGCAGAUCCCUUGGCUUGGGCUUUUUUUUUUUUUCCUUUUUUUAUCUCCUUUCUUUUUUCCUUCCUUUCUUUCUUUCUUUCUAUCUUUAUUUGGCUCGUUUUUCCUUUCUUUUUUUUCGAGCAGGUCUUUUGCUUUUCAAAUUCAUCAAGCGGCGG
This is a messenger RNA of Sodiomyces alkalinus F11, 2739 nucleotides long. RefSeq names its product spindle assembly checkpoint component MAD1. The record is from RefSeq and is a predicted model, not a curated record. The transcript has 2 exons. Bases 34 to 2403 code for a protein of 789 amino acids. Gene Ontology annotation, cellular component: nuclear envelope; mitotic spindle; kinetochore. NCBI's taxonomy places the organism in Eukaryota, Fungi, Ascomycota, Sordariomycetes, Glomerellales, Plectosphaerellaceae. Gene Ontology annotation, biological process: mitotic spindle assembly checkpoint signaling; attachment of mitotic spindle microtubules to kinetochore.